Molecule: messenger RNA, 2383 nt
Organism: Bufo gargarizans (Asiatic toad)
Lineage: Eukaryota; Metazoa; Chordata; Amphibia; Anura; Bufonidae
Product: long-chain-fatty-acid--CoA ligase ACSBG2-like
Exons: 12
Coding region: 1-2328 (775 amino acids)
Cellular component (GO): membrane; endoplasmic reticulum
Molecular function (GO): long-chain fatty acid-CoA ligase activity
Source: RefSeq, a predicted model, not a curated record
AUGUCAGCGGUGGACCUGAAUGACGGAGACACGACCGAGAGCUUUGUGGAUCUAUCGGAGAGUGAUGAAACCGUACAAGAAAAGGAGCAGCUGCUGCAGGAAUGUCAAACAGAGCAAGUCCAAAUGCAGUCUGAACAGGAACCCGACCCAUCUCAGGAUAUCACAUGUGACUACGAAACAGAAGGGUCACAGAGGAAUGAAGGACUGGCAUACAGAGAAGAAAAGCAAUCGCAAGAACCCAAGGAGCCAGGCAAGGACACUGGUUAUCGGGAGACUCCAGAAACCAUCACCAAAGACGGACAGAUAAACUCUCCAGAAGAUGACUACUCGAAUACAGUUCCCUAUACACCAGGUGAGAUGUUGGGACCACAAGAAGAUGCUGAAUAUGACAACGGGAUGCUUGGAGAAGCAAACCAGGAAACCCAAACAGAAGGUGAUGGUUAUGGAAGUCCACAAGAGACACCAAGUGGGGGAUCCCAAGAUGAAGCUGUGGAAGAACACAAUGCAACUCUCUCCAAUAAACCAGAACCUCACGUCAGUCAAGAUGACAAAGGGGGAUCCAUGGCAUCUAAAAAGUUUAAAGAAGGAAACUUCCAAGAGACUACGUCCCAGAUGGAAAGUGCAGCUGUCCACACAGAAGAAGCCAUGGGGGAUUUGCAAGAAGUUAAAGCAAAGAAAGAACUACAUGACAAUCAAACCGAUAAAGGGAUAGAUGAAGAAUCUCUGGACAGAAAAGGCACAUCUCCUGAUGAUCAUUUGGAAGAACAGAAGAUGACCGAGCAUGAAAGAGACCAGGAGCAGACUGGGAGAACCAGGGACAACAUGUCUGACUGCACGUGUGAGGAACAGCCAGUGGAACCACUGCAGCUGAAAACUGAGGGCAGUGACUGGUCGCAAUCUCUGUGGACGUCAAAGGUUAAUGGUGUGGUCACUUUGAGAAUGGAGAAAGCUGGACCAGCAGCUAUGUCUCCAGUCACAGUGCCACAGUUCUUCUCGGACAUGGUCAAGAAGCAUGGACAGAAGGUGGCACUAUAUGCCAGGAUGGCCAAUGAGUGGAAGGGGGUGACUUAUUCUCAAUAUGAGCAGCAAAGCCGAACCAUGGCCAAAGCUUUUCUGAAGUUGGGCUUGGAGCGGUUUCAUGCAGUUCUGAUCCUUGGGUCUAACUCUCCGGAGUGGUUUAUGGCAGACAUUGCCGCGAUACUGGCUGGGGGUUUGGCCGUUGGCAUUGAUCCAUUAUCCAAUGCGUCAUUUUGCCUUAAGGUGGCGCUGGAUUCCCAGGCUCAGAUAGUGCUUGUAGAUGACCACAACCAACUGGAGAAGAUCCUGAAGAUAAAAGACAAGCUGCGAAAACUGAAGGCAAUCGUGCAAUGGCGAGGACCAGUGAUGGAGCCGAGCCCUGGAGUGUCCACCUGGAACCAGUUACUAGAUCUGGGCUCGGAGGUGGACGAGUCGUCUCUUGAUGACAUUAUGGCCGACCAGAAGCCAAACCAGUGCUGUGCAGUGAUGUAUUCCACAGAUGAAGCUGGAGAGCCGAGAGGAGCCAUGAUGAGCCACGAUAAUGUGACCUGGACAUCUAGGGCCCUGCAGGAGACGCUGGGAUUGGGUUCGGAGGAGGUUGUCGUCAGUUACCUGCCCCUCAGCAGCAUGUCCGUGCAGCUCUUCGACCUGUGGCUCAUUCUGUCCUGUGGAGGCUCCACGUUCUUCACAGAGCCUGCGGCGUGGAAGAGGUCUCUGGUGUCUACUCUGUGUGAUGUCCGACCCACCCUCUUCCUGGGAUUUCCUGGACUCUGGGAGAAGGUGAAGAAGAGGUGGAUGCUGGUGGAGAAGAAGGCAUCAGUGUUGCAGAAGAUGACCAUUAGCUGGGCCAGAAAGAAAGGUCUUGAGUCCUACACAAGUUCUGGCUUGCUGCCCUGGGGCCACAGUCUUGCUGAGCAUGUGAUCUUCACGCCGGCCCGGAUGGCUCUGGGGCUGGAUCGCUGUGCUCUCUGUUAUGUGGGAACGGAGCCCAUCAGUCAGAACGUGGCAGAAUACUUUAGGAGCCUGGGGAUUGAUGUGCUGGAGUUAUAUGGCAAGGAGGAGACCAGUGGGCUGCAAAGCCUUAUGCUGCCAUCAAGUCGGAGGACAGGGAGAGUUGAACUUGCUGGAUGUAAAAGCAGAGAGUACAAGGAAGGGCUCAGCCUGUGGGGCCGGAAUGUCUUUCUGGGUUACCUUGGCAUGGAGCAGAUGACGAGCGAAGCCUUCACAGAGGAUGGCUGGUUUAUCACAGGCAGGCCCCAGCCUCUGAAGGUUAGAAAUGAGGACCCUGAAGAUCUGUAUCUGGAGCUCUGACCUGGAAGAUGCUGCCACUGGGAUCAGGAACUCUCAAUAAAUGUUUUUCAUGGAU